GUUAAACACUAGUCAAUAAAUACGAUUUUAACCCGACUUUAAUGAUUCUGAAACAAUAAUGUUUUAUUUGAAUUUAAAUAGUUUUUAAGAAUUGUUAAUCAACAGUCACUGUAGUUAAAUCAACUGGUCGACUGUACUUUUCGCUCUUAUGCACACUCGGCCAUUUGCAACUUACGAAAUCUAAACAGUAAACACCUAAGUGUGUCAUUUUACAGUUUAUUAUUAUCAAGCGUGGCCCCAAAUAGGGCUUAAAUCGGUCUACUGGUGGUUUCCAAGUGCCUUAUCAAGUGAGGUUAUGGUAUGAUUAUAGACUGAAAAAUGUGGAAAAACAUUAAAAUUGACGAGGAUUUUACCUUAAACGUAUUUGAAGCCGACGAACAACAGCCCAAAACGGAAAUUCUUGUCAAAAAUGAAGCUGAAAGUGGUGAAUUGGUUUCCACAAGUAAUAUUAAGCCUGAAACUGGUCGCGAUAUCAACACCAACGAGUCUCAAACGAGCGGAGUCAUAAGCGAUUUAUCUUCAAUUAAUUUAAUUAAAAAAGAGACACAAGUGAUAGAUUUAACUGAUGAUGAUAUUUCUGAUGUCAAGAAAGAACCAAUCAUUGAAAUAAAUUUAACUAAUGAUGAUGAUAUGCCUGAAACUAAAAUAGAACUUAAGGAGGCUAUUAUUCCAAAUGAUGAUUGUGAAGUUAUUGUGAUUACAGAUGAUGUAAAAACUGAAAAAGACCCAAAUGAGGCUUUGGCUGUGAUAAAUUCUGACAAGGAAAAUUCAAAUAGUGACGAAACUCUACUUGGCAGGGAAAUAAUUAGGCAAAUCAUUAAAUCCAUAAGUGACACUGAAAAUGGUGAUCAAAGAGAAACAGCUGUGUCAGAUGCAACACCAAGGCCUAUUAUAACUGUCAGACCCCCUGAGGUAAUUAAUUCGUCAGUUGGGAACAAUUGUCCUGUUAGGUUGGUACAACCUGCACCUUCCAUUCCCGAAGCUGAGAAAGCAAACCCGGCAUUACAGGUUCCUGUAAUUGUUCAAAAUAGUGUUUCUCUCCUUGAAAAACCAAAUGGUGGAAUUGUUGGUGAUGCUUUGAGGUCGCUUCUCACUGUUCAGUCUCCCCACGAACAAGAAAUGAUCGGAAAGUUUCUUAAAAAUAUAUUAAGUGAGGAUAAAACAGCGCCAUCUUUGACUCGUAACAUGACUUCGUCGAGUUCCGAAUUUCAAUCACCGAAAAGAACAAAAAUUCCCCAAAAUUCGGUAAAAAAGUCUAGUACAACUAAAAAUAAAACGAAAGUUGUUGCAAAAAGUCGACCAAAAAUCAAUAAAAAACCACUCAAAAAACCUUCAAAAGAGAAAACAAAAAUUGUUAUGACUCCAACAGGGGUUAAGAUUGCUAACCCCGAAAUAUUAUUUUUAAGUGGACAGGAAAAAUCGAAAACAACUUCGGACUUUUUCGUUCGAUCGAGUUUGAAACGUUCUCUUGAUUCACAACUAAAAGACAAGAAAAAUGAAUUAUCACCGGCAAAGAAAAAUCGAACUGAGUCACUCUCUUUCCAAACACUUCCAGAAACCUCACCCAAUUCAAGGACCUCAAGUUGGGUCAAAAGCCACUUUCAUGAGAAACCUAAAACACGCGGACGAAAGCCUAAAACACAACCUCAGACUCCUAACACCCUGAAGCCUAAAACACAAGUUAGGAAGCCUAGAAGACAACCUAAGACUCCGAACACAAGCACUGCGCAAGCGCAAAUGCCUGAAACACAACCUCAGACUCCUGACGCAUCCAGUGCGCAAGCGCAGAAACCUAAAACUCAAGUUAGGAAGCCUAGAAGCCAACCUAAGACUCCGAACACAACUGCGCGAGCGCAGACGCCUAAAACACAACCUCAGACUUCUAACACACCCACUCCGCAGGCGGAAAAGCCUAAAACACAGCUCAGGAAGCCUAGAAGACAAUCUAAGACGCCUGAAACACCUAUUAUUCCUGAAGCGGUGCCCGAAACUAUAAAUGACACUUGUAAAAUCAUCGGAGAGUUUUUAAAUGGGGUUUUUAAUCCCAAUUCGGUUCAGAGUGAAUCAUUGCCAUCGUUUUUGGGACGAUGUUAUGGGACGCAGUUGGUAAACAUGUAUCUCAGUUUGAAUGGGAAAAAACAAAAUGAACAAUGAUUAUUUUUUUUCAGAGACUUUGUUAUUGUCAGUAUUUUUUGUACCAUUUAUGUUAAAUAAAUUGACUUUUUAA
Messenger RNA from Tribolium madens (black flour beetle), 2227 nucleotides. Its product is annotated as proteoglycan 4-like. The coding region runs from base 319 to 2154 and encodes 611 amino acids. Lineage: Eukaryota; Metazoa; Arthropoda; Insecta; Coleoptera; Tenebrionidae. The record is from RefSeq and is a predicted model, not a curated record. The transcript has 10 exons.